Messenger RNA from Drosophila yakuba, 780 nucleotides. RefSeq names its product stress-associated endoplasmic reticulum protein 2. Lineage: Eukaryota; Metazoa; Arthropoda; Insecta; Diptera; Drosophilidae. Gene Ontology annotation, cellular component: endoplasmic reticulum. Gene Ontology annotation, biological process: endoplasmic reticulum unfolded protein response. The transcript is spliced from 3 exons. The record is from RefSeq and is a predicted model, not a curated record. The coding region runs from base 132 to 326 and encodes 64 amino acids.
CUGGCAGCCAUCGUUUGCAGCCCUGCCCAAUGCAGCCCUGGCAGUAUACGUGUCGUGUCGUCGCUUUCUCAUUCGUUUUGUUAUUUUUGGGCUGAGAGUGCAAUUGUGCUUCACAACAACAACACAAGAAAAUGGCUCCACCACAGAGAAUGCGCGUCGCCAACGAGAAGGCCAGCAAAUAUGUGACAAUGCGUGGCAAUGUACCCAAAUCUUCGAAAACGAAAGAGGGACAAUAUCCCGUGGGUCCAUGGCUCCUGGCGCUGUUCAUCUUUGUGGUCUGCGGCUCUGCCAUAUUCCAGAUCAUUCAGUCGAUACGCGCCGCGUAAGGAAAAGCUCCAGCCGCAUCUGGAGGAAGAUAAUAGACCUUUCCGGAACCUCCACUUGCUACUACUAACACCUUCCCUAGCUGAAUAGUCCCCGGCAACAUGUGCAACCAGAGGAUGACCCCAAACCACUUGGCUUUAUUUUCGUGUCUGCAAUAUCUACUCCUAUAAAAACACACACAAAUUUUAAGUCCAUUUAAAGCAUUUUGCAUUAAUUAAUUUAACUGUAAGCUCUGCAAUGUGCAUUCCUGCAAUUUUCUCCUAAGCACUCACACAACAAAAUCAACUGAAUAAUGAUCCCCGAUCAUUUAUAGGCGAUAAAUGCAUUUUUAAGAUGCUUCUCGGCGCAGUUUUAAAUAGUGCAAAGUGUUAAAGCGUUGUUUUCUAAUGCAAAGACGUGUAGAGAAGAAACUAUGAGUACAUAACAAUGAUGAAUAUAUGAUAAUUUUUUACCUAA